AUGUCUGACAACUCCAACCCUGGUAACUUCGCCAACCGACCUCAUGAAGAGGUCCAGAAUAUCGCUCAGAAGGGUGGGCAGUCUAGCCACCAGGGCGGAUUUGCUUCGAUGGAUGCCGAUAAGCAGAGGGAUAUUGCGUCUAAGGGAGGUCACGCUUCCAGUGGAAGCUUCAAGCCCGGGGACGAGAGAGCCAAGGAAGCAGGUCGGAAGGGAGGUCAGACUACUGAUCAGCCGGACGAAUAG
This is a messenger RNA of Penicillium pulvis, 243 nucleotides long. Its product is annotated as con-10 family general stress protein. The record is from RefSeq and is a predicted model, not a curated record. NCBI's taxonomy places the organism in Eukaryota, Fungi, Ascomycota, Eurotiomycetes, Eurotiales, Aspergillaceae. The coding region runs from base 1 to 243 and encodes 80 amino acids. The transcript is spliced from 2 exons.